This is a messenger RNA of Fulvia fulva, 1143 nucleotides long. RefSeq lists its product as uncharacterized. The coding region runs from base 1 to 1143 and encodes 380 amino acids. Lineage: Eukaryota; Fungi; Ascomycota; Dothideomycetes; Mycosphaerellales; Mycosphaerellaceae. The transcript has a single exon. The record is from RefSeq and is a predicted model, not a curated record.
AUGCCAAACGCGAUUCGUGAUGCCAAACGAGCUGUGAAGCAUAUUGAGGUGGACAUCCGGAACCGAAGGACGGAAAAUACCAUGAAGGACAAACUCAGACAGCUCUCCGGGUCGCACGAUGCACCUGACUUGAGAAUGAUCUUUACUUCGCCGAAGGAGUACGCAAAGCAUGUCAGAGAACCUGUUACCUCGGAAGAGUCCACGCUGGAUAUCGAAAGUACUGUAAUUCCGGCUCUAAAAAAGGCCCUCUACUGCAUCGCGGGUGAUGACAAGACGAAGAUCAUGGACGAAGUCGUCACGACCAAGCUCCCCGUGGUCAUGGAACGUAUGCUUGCCUGCUUCACCAAUACUCCACUCACGAAACACCAGGAACUUCGAGCAAAGAUCGUCAAACUCUUUGCAACAUGCCGGAGCAGAGAGCAGGCCAUGAUGAAGGAGAGAUUUGAAGUUGCUUUCGAGAACCACAUUCUCCGGCUGUUUCCACUGCACCGUCCUGUCUGGCAGCGGUCUGUAUCGCGACGAGUAGACCAGUGGUCGCGCUAUCAUGUCGCCAACUUCCGCGCUUUCUGCCGGAAACGUGGCUAUUGGAAGCGGCCCGGCAAGAAUUCAAUCUCAUGGAACGCGUCGAUCCAGGCCGUCAUCGUCAACGAACUGGCGCCAGGCUUCGAGCAGCUUUCCACGCUAUCUCGAGCAGUGUACGACAGACAUCAUACAAGUAUGGACGAUGUGCACGACGCGUUGCAAAGCCUCUCGACUGCCGAAGAGAUACCCAACGGAGCUGAAUUCUCAAGGAGCUUGAAAACUUUCAGCAGGAAAGCUCAUCGCAAUGUUGACAGAGAAUUGCGUGCCUCCCAAGACGAAAUCGAAUGCAUACGUCACAUGGCACUCCACGAUGACCAGUACACUCUAUCUUUCGUUGGACAGGCCAUGGAAGAUGCCUACGAACGAGCUGCAAAGAUUGAGUCGAAGGACUAUGCGGCUGAAGGCAAAGCGAAGGCACGGAAGGCUCACGAGGCGCGAGUCGAUCGUGUCAAGGACAAAGCGAUAUCUCUUCAGGGCGAGAACCUAUUCCACGAGGUUCCCGUAAUGAUGGACGAGGCAUGGGCGGAGAGCUUGGCACUGCGACUGAAGGGCAGCGAUUGA